AUGGCAAGGCUAUUGAUUUCACUUCUUGCUCUAGCUAGUACAGCAUUUGCAGCAUUUGGUCUGACCUACACCGACGAUACCUACAUCCUAGACACUGGUUCCGCCAACACUCUCGUCACAACGAUCGACAAAGCCAGCUGCGAUGUCACGAGCAUCGUCUAUCGUGGCACUGAACUCCAGGGCUCUGGGCCUGGCACGCAUAUUGGCUCAGGUCUGGGAAGCUCAACAGUCACCGCCCAGGUCAUAGAUGACCAAUACAUCAAGGUCACUUGCGCUACCUCCACUCUUACGCACUAUAUUGUAGCAGUGAGUGGAGAGAGCAAUCUUUACAUGGCCACAUACAUCACAGCCGAGCCAGAAGUGGGUGAGCUGCGCUAUAUUGCUCGUCUUAGCAGCUCUGUUCUGCCCUCGGAGUAUCCCUUUGGCGAUGUGUCAACUACUGCUGGCAGCACCGAAACCAUCGAGGGCUCAGACGUGUUCGUUGUGAACGGCGAAACGCGAAGCAAGUUUUACAGCUCGCAGCGAUUUAUCGAUGACCACGUACAUUGCGUCUAUGGCAACGACGUCCAUGCAUGCUUCGUCAAGCCACAGUACGAGACUGCCUCGGGAGGACCGUUCUUCCGCGACAUCAAUUCGAACAACGGAGGCAGCGAGUAUACUUCGCUUACUUUCUACAUGAACUCCGGCCAUGUCCAGACAGAAGAUCGACGCAUGGGCUUGAAUGGUCCCUACGCUUUAACUUUCACUCGAAGUGGAAUUCCAAAAGUCGCAGACCUCGACUUUUCAUUCUUCGGCGACUUGGACAUCAACGGCUAUGUUCCAGAAUCCGGACGUGGCUAUGUCUCAGGAAUAGCAUCGGGAAUCCAAGGAGACUUUCAAAUCGUACUGCAUUGGUAUAAUGCUGACGCUCAAUACUGGGCUUAUGCGUCCAGCGCUGGCUCUUUCACCUCGCCUGCUAUGAAGCCCGGCACUUAUACAAUGAAGCUCUACAGGACUGAGCUUGAGGUUGCUUCGCAGAGUGUAAAUGUUUCGGCCGGGUCGACCACCACGAGUAAUAUCGCAUCUGCCUUGGAAGAGCCAUCAAAAAGAAUUUGGACUAUUGGAACUUGCGAUGGGCAACCAACAGGAUUCCGCAACGCAGAAAAACAACUUCGAAUGCACCCGUCGGAUGCUCGAAUGGGGAAAUGGGCUCCAGGCACAUUUGUAAUCGGUACGUCCGCGGAUACUGAUAUGCCGAUGGCGCUAUUCAAGAGCGUGAACAGCCCCCAAACCAUCACGUUCGAUUCUGACUCCACUGCCGCUGCAACUCUGCGUAUUCGAACGACCUUGGCAUUUGCUUCCGGUAGGCCAUCGGUCACGAUUGGGAGCUUCAGCGAUUCCGCAGCUGCGCCGACCAAGAUCGAUAGUCGCGGUGUCACACGAGGCGCAUACAGAGGCUAUGGCGAGGCAUACGAGUUUAAGAUUCCGGAGGGUACGCUGGUGAGUGGCAGCAAUACGCUGGAAAUUGGUGUCAUCUCGGGAAGCUCUGGCGACAAGUUCCUAUCGCCGAAUUUUAGGCUACUAGACAGUCUAGACUAA
Molecule: messenger RNA, 1578 nt
Organism: Pseudocercospora fijiensis CIRAD86
Lineage: Eukaryota; Fungi; Ascomycota; Dothideomycetes; Mycosphaerellales; Mycosphaerellaceae
Product: polysaccharide lyase family 4 protein
Exons: 3
Coding region: 1-1578 (525 amino acids)
Biological process (GO): pectin catabolic process
Molecular function (GO): carbon-oxygen lyase activity, acting on polysaccharides; carbohydrate binding
Source: RefSeq, a predicted model, not a curated record